AAGCAAUGGCUCUCGGUUGACCGUCGUCUUGACUCUUCCCCUUGCUGAUUGAGGAGCACAAAGCAUGAUGUUUCCUCGGUCGAUCCGAUUUGAGCGUCAUAAGCCAUUGAACAACCGAGGUGAGGACGAUCCUCUCAACUUCUGUGACGUUGUCGAUCAUGGCUUCCCCUCACUUGAGAUCCAUGCAACCGAUAUUCUCGGCUCUGAAUAAAUGAUAAAUCAUGAAGGGGAGGGGUGGUGCGUUAGUAUGGCUGUUCCUGCUGGGGAAGCCCGAGGAACUCCCUGGGAAUGUUGGCCUACAUAACUUAACAACCCUCUUUGCUGUCUAUAGCUCUGUCAUUCCAAGUCUUUCAGGAAUUCUAUGCUUUCUUGCUAUCGCCCGGCUGUGCCUUCAAAUCUAUUACAACUUGCUCAGGCAAGAUGCCCUCUUCGGUGGCAAGGAUUCACAAACGCCAUUCAUAUGGCAAAGAUGCUCACAGCUACUACCCGGUUCUCGUGAUUGGUGCAGGGGUGUCUGGCAUUGCUACAGGAUGUCGACUCAAGGAAGCUUUGGGUUUUGAUCAAUUCAGAAUCUUUGAAAGGCAAUCGGGCAUCGGAGGCACUUGGUGGAUCAACCGCUACCCAGGAGCCGCAUGCGAUGUGCCCGCGCUGUUGUACUCUUUCUCAUUUGCUCCAAAGAAAGACUGGACUACCCUACACCCCCCGGACCGGAGAUUGUUCAUCGACAAGAUUCAACUCAACACUGCUGUCAAAGAACUGCGAUGGUUAGAGGAUGCGGAAGAGUGGCAAGUCACAUUAUUGCAUCUUGUUCCUGGUACCGGAGACUUAUCCGAAGGGGAAAGAAAUGCGCGAAUAUCCAAGGAAGGCGAGCGCAGUGUCUAUGUCAAAACAGAGAUUGUGCGAGCAAAGAUUGUUGUCAGCGGUGUGGGUGUGCUUGUCGAGCCUAAAAAAUGGCCUGCAAGUGUACCCGGGAUUGAGACGUUCGAAGGCGAGGUUGUUCAUACAGCUCGAUGGAAGAGCGACCUUGAUCUGUCCGGGAAAGAUGUUGUCAUCAUUGGCUCUGGCUGCAGUGCAACCCAGGUAGUCCCUGAGCUGACGAAACCCGAGUCCAAGGUCAAGUCAAUCACACAGCUCAUGAGGUCGCCUGCCUGGUUCAUGCCCGACUUACUGACGCCGAAGUCGCUCAAGAAGUGGGAGAAAUGCACGCCGCCAUUGUUCAAAAACGUUCCUGGCCUUGCUUUCGGUGCAAGGGCCCUGCUGUUCUUCUUCUUGGAGUGGGAUUUUCUCAAAGUCUUCAAGGACAAUGAGUAUUCCCGUCGGAAUCGUUCCAGGUUAGAGAGGAAAUUCCUAGAGCACAUGCGAGCGACUGCUCCGGAAAAGUAUCACGACAUACUCACUCCCAACUACAGCCUGGGCUGUAAGCGACGAAUUGUCGAGUCCAACUAUUAUGCCAGCAUUCAUGCGCCCAAUUUUGAACUGACGACGAAGCCCUUGGUAGGCGUCCAAGCCAGAAGCGUGACACUAGGCCCUGGUCGGCAUUAUCCGCCGGAAAGUAAGGAGUCAACAGAUGGGGUGAGACAGAUACCGGCAGAUGUCAUUAUUCUGGCCAACGGAUACGAGACCAAUAAAUUCCUUCAUCCUCUCCCGGUUUUCGGUCGGCGCGGGAAAACCCUUGACGAGAUUUGGGAGGAGCGUGGAGGAGCACAGGCUUACCUGGGCAUUGCCAUGGACCAUAUGCCGAAUCUCUUCCUUUCGUUUGGCCCGAACACAGCCACCGGCCAUACCAGCGUCAUUUUCGCGGUCGAGAAUGCCAUCAAUUACUCUCUGAACUUCAUCAAACCCAUUCUUGAGGGACGUGUCAGUUGUUUCGAGGUGAAAGAGAAUGCUGAGCGAGACUGGACGGACAAAGUACAGAGAAGUCUUCAGGGCACCGUCUUUCGACGCGGAACUUGCACAAGCUGGUACCAGACUGAUGAAGGUUGGAACUCGUCCACCUAUCCAUUUACUCAGAUUGACUACUAUCUCAGAUGCACCUUUCCUAUGUGGCACCACUGGACAGCCAAGUAUACACGCAAGGGACUCAUGCUUCAGAGGAUGAAGACCGUGCUGAGGAUAUUUGCACUCGUGGCACUCAUUUCCAGUCUGUGCUGGCUCAAGAUGCAUCCCAAAGAUACUCAACGGCUGGUCAAAUUGUUUAGUGGAGCCCGAACUACAAUAGUCUCAGCUAUCCGAGAUGGUUUGCUCCGCGCUCAUCGAAUGCUUUCGUGAUUGAGUUUGGCAUUAGAAAUGAUCUAUCGCAGCUAGCGCUUGCUGAUUCGUGAAUUGCAAAUAU
Messenger RNA from Aspergillus novofumigatus IBT 16806, 2332 nucleotides. Its product is annotated as flavin-containing monooxygenase. The transcript has 4 exons. Gene Ontology annotation, molecular function: N,N-dimethylaniline monooxygenase activity; flavin adenine dinucleotide binding; NADP binding. The record is from RefSeq and is a predicted model, not a curated record. The coding region runs from base 421 to 2268 and encodes 615 amino acids. NCBI's taxonomy places the organism in Eukaryota, Fungi, Ascomycota, Eurotiomycetes, Eurotiales, Aspergillaceae.